Molecule: messenger RNA, 901 nt
Organism: Stylophora pistillata
Lineage: Eukaryota; Metazoa; Cnidaria; Anthozoa; Scleractinia; Pocilloporidae
Molecular function (GO): protein binding; calcium ion binding
Source: RefSeq, a predicted model, not a curated record
CCUCUCCAAGCGGGGAAUCUAAACAUAUCAAAGACCUUACAGGACUGGAGUUGUAGCAGUGGGUGUUCACCAUCUUCUCAUUGUCGGUUGCCACGCUGUACAAACGUUGUGUUUCCCAAUGCUUUUAGUGGCUCAGGGAAGGUCCAAGUUCACGUGACGAUAAGCCAUGGGGAGAAGUUCUCACGUGUCCAUUCACCCUCAGCUGUGUGGGUUCAGUCCGUUACUUCACGUGGUUUUGAGGUGUGUACACGUGAGUCAGGCAUAGGAUCAAAUGGAACAGGAAUUGUCAACUGGUUGGCUUUCCAAGAUCAUCCACAAAUGACGCAUGGUAGCAAUACUUUUAGUGGAAUAUGGACAACAGAAACGAAAUGCGACAAGAUCACUUUCUCUCAGAGCUUUGUUGGAACACCUCACGUGUUUGUGUCAGCAAAAUACACACGAGACACAAAGCCAGAUGACGCCAUGUAUGUUUGGUUAGAAAAUGUCAGUUCCGGAAGUUUCGAGGUUUGCAUCCGGGAAUUCUUGCCAUUUGAAGGGAGACAUCAAGACACAGUUGUGGACUGGUUUGCAUUCACUGGUAAUGGUUCUGAUUUCAACUUUUCGAGGGCAGGUGAAAUGAAUUUUCGAAAUAGUGGCAUCCCUAAAGCUGAAAAUAAUUAUGGUUUCUGCCAGAAAGUGAACUUUAACACCACCUUUUACGCAUCACCAAUCGUCCUUAUUUCUGUGCGUCAUUUUUACAACCCUCAAGUCAGCGGGAAGAGUUCCAUUUCCCCAGAAAAUAAUAUUGUUACAGCAUGGGUCGAGGAAGUCGGACUAACAUCGAUGACGAUUUGUGUUAAAGACUUAAGCGGAGCCGGGAGCAAACAUGAUCCACUUUCCGUGAGCUAUAUAGUGAUUGGAG